Molecule: messenger RNA, 1846 nt
Organism: Sinocyclocheilus grahami
Lineage: Eukaryota; Metazoa; Chordata; Actinopteri; Cypriniformes; Cyprinidae
Gene: chmp2bb
Product: charged multivesicular body protein 2Bb
Exons: 6
Coding region: 62-706 (214 amino acids)
Biological process (GO): vacuolar transport
Source: RefSeq, a predicted model, not a curated record
UUAGACAUUGUGAUAUACUUACUUUCUAUUACUUUCGUGGUCGACGGAGUUUGUUGCAGUUAUGGCAUCGCUAUUCAAGAAAAAGACCGUAGAUGAUGUUAUUAAAGAACAGAACAAAGAGUUGCGGGGAACGCAGAGACAGAUUGCAAGAGACCGGACAGCACUGGAAAAACAGGAAAAACAGCUGGAGAUGGAAAUCAAGAAAAUGGCAAAGACCGGGAACAGAGACGCCUGUAAAGUUUUAGCCAAGCAGCUUGUUCAAGUGAGGAAACAGAAAACACGUACAUAUGCCGUCAGCUCUAAGGUCACCUCCAUGUCAACACAAACCAAGCUAAUGAACUCCCAAAUGAAGAUGGCUGGUGCCAUGGCUACAACCACCAAAACAAUGCAAGCUGUCAACAAAAAGAUGGAUCCGAAGAAGACAAUGCAGACCCUGCAGAACUUCCAGAAAGAGACAGCAAAGAUGGACAUGACAGAAGAGAUGAUGAAUGACACACUGGAUGAGAUCUUUGAGGAUUCUGGUGAUGAGGAAGAAUCUCAGGACAUUGUGAAUCAGGUGUUGGAUGAAAUUGGAAUUGAGAUCUCAGGAAAGAUGGCUCAUGCCCCUUCAGCUGCCCGAAAGCAACCACGCGCCGCUACAUCCAAAGCAGAUGGGAUAUCAGACGAGGAGAUUGAGAGACAGCUCAAAGCUCUUGGAGUGGACUAGUGCUCACACACACACCUGAUUACUGCCUGGCAACAGGAGGCGACAGCAACACACAAACACGCAUUAGAGUACAUUCAUACCCAUUACAAAUACAUAGACACAGAUGCGGAUAAAUGGACGGUCCAAAAGCUUACAUUCACAGUCACGGACCUGCCUACUCUGGGAUAACAUGCCACAGAUGGCAAAUGCAAUUUUAUUUUUUUUAUUAUUUAUUUAUGACAAUAAGAGAGAUGACUAUCGAGGUUGAUUAGGACUCUUUCAGGUGAAUCACUGUUUCAUCUAGCUGUUAGAAGGACGAAAAUAACAAUAAAACGUUUGAAUACACGCGUCGUAAAUGAAUACAUGCAAUGCCUUCCAGACUAAGGCGGAUGAAAUCUACAAUAUCUGUCUCUUUGAUCCAUAACUCAGAAAAUCACAUUGGUGUAAACAAGUUUGACAGGAGAACUCUACCUCUAAACAUAAGUGACAGGGCUGCGUCUUUAGUCUUGCCGCGCUUUGUCUUGUCCUCACAGUACCUUGCUAUUCUCUCGGCGCAUAACAAAACACUUGUGUGAGUCACACCUUUUGUUUCUGUUCUCACCUUCGGUCCGUUUAUGAAUAGGAAAUGAUUUGGUUUGUCUUCUAGGUUCAUUUUGGUAAUUUUGAGUACGCAUAUUUUAUUCAGCUGCUUUUCAGGGGUGAUGCCAAAUCGUGAGAAGUGUGUUCCGGUUGAGCACAUUAUUUGAAGAGGGUUGCUCUCCUUCGUUUCUCAUGUGCCUGAAGUCUUGGGUUGACAGUGUGUGUGUUUUUUCUCUUGAGGCUGUGUAAGUGCAUUGAUCAAGACUUCAGAGAUGCUCGGAAGGUUCCUGUUAAUCGUCAGUUGUGACCAAAGUAAGGGUUGUUAUUGCAGCGCUCUGUGCUUGAUCUUUGGAGUUAUCCACAAAAGUUGAAUUUAGGCUGAGGUUGGUUAUGCACUGCAAUAUAUCGUAAGGAUGUAAAUAAUGUAGGCAUGGAAAGUUGAUCGUUUAUUGCUAAAUCCACAGUGAGGGUUUUGGAAUAUGGGUGAGGAUUUUCCUUUUUAGAAUUUGUUCACUGACAGGUAUUGUUCAAAUAUAAGGGGAUUGUAUACCCCAUUAACCAUGAAUAAAACUUUUAAUGAUA